This is a messenger RNA of Labeo rohita (rohu), 3172 nucleotides long. RefSeq names its product importin 13a (gene ipo13a). Lineage: Eukaryota; Metazoa; Chordata; Actinopteri; Cypriniformes; Cyprinidae. Gene Ontology annotation, cellular component: cytoplasm; nuclear membrane. Gene Ontology annotation, molecular function: small GTPase binding. Gene Ontology annotation, biological process: protein import into nucleus. The record is from RefSeq and is a predicted model, not a curated record.
CCUGACAGGACUCCAAAAACACCCCCUCACACAUUGCCACUGAAUACAGACUGUUACUGAGCACAAGAAUAGGAUAUAAGGAACUGAAUGAGGAUUGAGAAUGGAGUCAGUGAAUGCAGACGAGUUCACGGUGGAGGCAGUGGAGAGGGCUCUUCAGCAGCUCUACUAUGACCCUGAUAUGGACAAGAAGAAUGUGGCCCAGAAGUGGCUCACACAAGCACAAGCAUCACCACAAGCAUGGCACUUCUGCUGGGCUUUGCUCCGGCCAGACAAAGUUCCUGAGAUCCAGUUUUUUGGAGCAAGCACAUUACAUGUUAAAAUCUCCCGCCACUGGUCCGACCUCCCACCCGGUCAAUUAGACUCGCUGCGCUCGCAGCUCAUCACCCAGGUCAGCCAGUUUGCCUCAGGGCCCAAGAUGGUGCUAACAAGGCUCUGUGUUGCUCUGGCCUCUUUGGUUCUUCACAUCCUACCCGAAACGUGGCCGACGGCAGUACCAGAUCUUCUGUGUGCCUUCCAGACCGGAGAGGGGACAGAAGCUGACGGUCAAGCCCGAUGCCUUGCGCUUCUUGAACUCCUCGCCGUUCUGCCUGAGGAGCUUCAAAACAGCAGGAUCCCGGCCUCUCGGCGUUCCCAGUUGAGAAGCACUCUGGCUGUGGACUGGAGCUCGGUCUGCUUCCUGCUCCAGCAGUUACUACAGCGGCCGGACGCACCCUGUCCGGUCAGAGAGCGGGUGCUGAGGUGUGUGUCCUCCUGGCUCACACUAGACAUCACUUUAAAAGACAGCGAGGGGUUGCUGGAAAGCUGCUUUGCCUUGCUGAAAGAGUCUGAGUUGUUUGACACAGCUGUAGAGACCAUCGUCAGCAUCAUCUCACAGCCUGACUGUCAGAGGUUUGCAGACAGUCUGCUGAAGGUUGUUCCUCAGGUGCUGGGUCUUCAGGAGCAGCUAAAGAAGUCUGUGCAGGACGGAGACAUAGAGACGUCACAUGGAAUCUGUCGCAUUGCUGUAGCUCUGGGAGAAACGCACUGCAGGACUCUUCUGGAGCAGGUGGAUCACUGGCAGGGCUUUCAAGCUCUAGUGAGCAUGAUUAUGUCCUGCACAGGUACACCUGGACACUAUCCUGUGGAUGAGACCUCCAGCUCGCUCACGCUCACAUUCUGGUACACCCUACAGGACGAUAUUACGUCACUGGAUGCUGAGCGGCAGACGCUCUAUCUACAAAUCUACAGACCUGUGUACUUCCAGCUGGUGGAUGUUCUGCUGCAGAAGGCCUGUUUUCCCAGAGAUGAGGACUACGCCACGUGGUCUGCAGAUGACAAAGAGCAGUUCAGGACUUACAGGGUUGACAUCUCGGAUACUCUGAUGUAUGUGUAUGAGCUGCUGGGCCCAGAGCUCCUCAGAAACCUCUAUGAUAAACUAGGCACGCUGCUGACGGACACAACACACCCCUCCUCAUGGCAAGAUAUAGAGGCUCUGCUGUUUGGCUUUCAGUCCAUUGCUGAGACAGUAGAUGUCAGUUACUCAGACGUCAUUCCAGGACUGAUCGGCCUGAUUCCUCUUAUCACAGCAAAUAAUGUUCAGCUGGCUGAGACCAUCAUGUUCACCAUUGGCUCUUUGGCCGAAUGGUUGGCUGAUCAUUCGCUCAUGUUGGCAAGUGUCCUGCCUGUGGUCUUGCAUGGUCUGUCCAACCCGGAACUGUCCGUGGCUUGUGUUUCUGCUCUGAAGAGAAUCUGCCGGGAGUGUCGACAUGACCUCCACCUUCACGCCAAUGACAUCAUGGCCGUCUCACAGGCGGUGCUUGUCAAAGACAUCCAUAAAAGCCCUCAGUGUAUGUGGGUAAUGCAGGCGUUGGGUUUCCUGCUCUCAGCCCUGCCCAGUGAUGAGAUUCUGGGGAAGCUGCUCUCUCUGGUCACCCCUCACAUCCAGCAGCUGGAGAAACUGGCCAAUGAGCCGCCCAGCUCUGCUAAUAAGCCUCCUAUUGUCCACAUCCUGGGCAUGCUGUCCAAUCUCUUCUCCACAUUUGACCUAAACAAGCAAAGCGAAAGAUUGGAGGUCACAAGGCCCGGCCAAACACAGCCACACAACAACAACCCGGUGGUGGUUGUCCUGCAGCAGGCUUUCCCUCUGAUCCAGAGCAUUCUCAACAAGUGGCUGAAUGAACCGGAGGUUGUCGAGGCGGUGUGUGCAGUCUUUGAGAAAUCACUGAAGACCCUUCUCCAUGACUUUGCACCGCUGGUGACUCAACUCUGUGAGCUCAUUGGUCAGAUGUUCAGCGCUUACCCACAAGCCUCUGCUUUAGACCUGACACGACAAUUAGUUCACAUUUUUGCCUGUGAGAAGGAUCUCUUUUCUCCAAUCACUGCUCUGUUGGAGCUGAUUACCAAUAUCACCAUGUCCAUUUUUCAGCUCGGCUCCAGAGAUCAUCCAGAUGUGGUGGAGUCAUUUAUGCAGCUUCACGCUCAGGUUUUGAAAAGAAAGUCUGACAUUUAUCUUUCAGACCGUCUUGAUAUCAAAGCUGUUUUCUACUGUGGAAUCUUGUCAUUCAAAUUUCCUGAAACUCCAACACUAAAAGCAACUUGUCUGCUUUUUACGGAGCUGAUUUCUCAUUGUGAGGAUAUUCCUGCUGUGAGGGAGGUGCUACAGGAGGACGGCAAGCUGCUCCUACAGACCCUACUAGAGGCCAUUGGAGGUCAGUCUCCACGCAGUCUGGCAGAGCACUUUGCGGAGGUCUUGUUUUCAGUGAGCCGUAACUGUCCCAGCAUGCUGUCUCUGUGGCUUAGAGAGGCUCUUCUGCCCCCUGGCUUCCCCAGCUCACAUCUCACCACCGAGCACAAAGAACACUUCUGCCAGCAGAUCCUCAGGGAACAAGUGAGUAAGCGACGGAUGAAGGACAUUGUGAAAGAGUUUGCUUUGUUGAGUCGAGGACUACAAGGUACAGAGUAUGCAGCGAACUACUGAACACACUCUCCAUACAAGAGCCAGAAUGGAUUCUGAGUCAUCACUGCUUUAGAAUUGUAGGCUCAAAAGAUACAGUGUUUUGAAUACAAUCAAGCCAUAUUGUUUGAUAUGAGCAAAAACAACAAUUGGAUGAUUUUGACUUUUUGUAAUCCUAUCACAUCUUCUGUAAUCACUACAGCACUGAUUUCACCACAUAAAAAAAAAAAGUUUUCAUAA